AACUUCUGGUUAUGCAACCAGGAAAGGCAAAUGUCUUGAACUGAUUUUUAUUAUUUCUCAAAUAUCUGAAAGUUACUUUAAAUCUAAGCAUUACAGCUUUAUUUAUAAGCAUACAAUCCCUUGAGAAUAAGAUCUUAACUUUAAAUCCUAAUAGAAAAAAACUUGACUAUUCGACACAAAAUUCAACUUAAUUGAAAUAUAAAAAUAACCCUAAUUUGAAAAUUUACACUACUUUGAAUAAUCAUGUGCCACAAUAACAUGAAUGGUAACUUUUGAACAUGCUGAAAUUCCUAGUUUAGCUCUUGCAUCGUGAAGUGUGCUAUUUAUUCAAUACUUGAUAAUGCCUGGUUGGGGUCAAUCCUCUACAUAUUUUCUGUAGCAAAAUGUUGGCAUUUUGUAGCAUUAGUUGUUUUGGUUCUGCUGUUGAAUUUUAAAUUUUAAAUUUUCAGUCACAAAAAGAAGUAAAAUACUUGGCAUUCUUUGAGCAGUUUGUUUUUUGUGACUAGAAGCAAUUUUGACUGAAGAAUUUGGUCAAAUGUGCAUUUUUUUUAAAAGAUAUGCUUUCAAGGCUGAAGGUUCCAUUAGGCAAUUACGGUUAUGAUUUGUAAUUUGUUCAUAAAUUGAGGUGAAAUUCUUUUAGUUUUUCAGAAAAGCUCUUACGAAGUUUAGUCCCAAAAUAGGUUGGAAUGGACCCAUUUAGCAAACUGUGAGACUAAUCGUCAGUUCGAUUGAGUAAUAACAUGUUUAUGUCCUAGCUCUUUCAUUUCACAUGUAAUACAUGUGUACUCCAUUAGGAAAACUCUUGCAAGCAAUAAUAAGAUUAUCAUUAAUAUUGGCCUCUUCCAGUUAUUUGUUUCUUACUAAUUGGAUGUCCCCUCAUGGAACGUAGAAUAUUGCAAAGUAAUCUUGGAUUUUUACCUAAAUUUUCAGGUUUUCUUUCAAAAUACAAUGUAAAGUUCAGAUCCUUGUUUUUCUUUCUUAGAGAGGCUUUUCUAUAAGGAUAUUUUUCACCUAUUCUCCAUAGGAUUCUGUAUGUGGCUAUUGCUGUUGUAUUAUUAUAAAAAUUACUUCCUAAUAUUUAUCCUAUAGUUUGUUUUAUUUAUUUAUUCAUUCAUAUAGAUCAUUUCAAUAUUGUACUAAGCUAGAGGGAGAGAGGUGUUGAUAUCACCCAUUAUAUAGCAUGAGAAAUAGAAUAUACCGUGCAAAAAGACAACUGAAAGUAUCGGCUUAGUCAGAGAGAACUGGCAGGCAGAAAAGAAUCCAAGCUUGAAAAGUGUGGGGGAAAGAGAAAGAGUUGGAAGUUUGUUUUGCUGCAUGUGCCUUCUAAAUAAAUAAUAUCAGACCAUCAAAACUAUUUUUUUGACUCAUGGAGUUCAUAUCAGGUCUUGGUGUUUUACGUCUAACAAACUGGGCCUGAAUCACAGGUGGAUCAACUAGAUUGAUUUAAAGACAUUCUUUCUUCUUGUGACCUAGUCCUUGCCAUUUUAAUUUAUGACAAUUUUGACAUAUAUCAAAUUUUAUUUAUUUUUCUAUUUCCCCAUCCCUAAUCUCUUUUAUUUUGUGGCUGGAUGUAUGCUAGUGUCUUUGUUUGAGUUCCACCUGUAAAUUACUUGGCUUCAAGAAACCUUUUCUUUUUUAUUUAUUUUUUGUCUUCUAUACUUUUUGAGUGGCUAGACAUGAAGCAAAUAAUGCUGAUGUUCCCAAUUGUACUUCUAUAUCAUUGAUGCUCCCAGUUUCACUUGUCCAGGGGAUGUUGGUGGGGAUGACAUUGGAUUUUGUAAGGCUGGUUCCUGUUGUCAUUUCUUUCAUUGAGCGUUUAUUAGGCUGCGAAAAGCAUCGGUGGUUGGGAGAACGCCUGCUUCAGAUGCUUGAUGAGUAUUUGCUUCUAAAAGUCAAAAUAGAUUAUAAAUUGGUUUCUUACUUCCCAAUAUUUGACAGAAUAGCCGAAAAUGAGGCAAUACCUCCUCAGAGAUUGGUAGACCUACUUACCAAGUUUAUGGUUUUCCUUGUUAAGAAACACGGGCCCAAUACAGGGCUGAAGUCAUGGUCGCAGGGAAGUAAAGUCCUUGGCAUUUGCCGAACUAUGCUGAUGCACCACCAUAGCUCUAGAUUGUUCCUUGGGUUAUCUCACCUUCUUGCAUUUACUUGUCUUUACUUCCCUGAUUUGGAGGUUCGAGACAAUGCCAGGAUCUACAUGCGGAUGCUAAUCUGUAUACCCGGAAUGAAGCUUAAAGGCAUACUAAACUUUGGGGAGCAAUUCCUUGGAAUUUCACCAUCUACAAAUUCAAGCUCUUUCUUCAAUGUUCUAUCUCCUCGACAUCAUCAGAAUUUCAAGAAAUCUAGGAGCAUCUCAUCCUGCAUUCAUCUGGAGCGUAUGUUGCCUUUGCUUGUUAAGCAAUCCUGGUCACUGUCCUUGUCGCCUUUGGAUAUUAGUUCCAGUAAACCUAGUUAUCUGGAAAGCAUUAUGGAUAGUGAACCACAGGUUGAUUUAAGGGAGCUAGAAGUUGGUACUAAUUUUCUAGCAACCUCAAGAAAUGAAAGAACUACUCCAUUACAGGAGCCAUUACGUGUAAUGGAUUCAAAGGUUUCACAGAUCUUAGGCGUAUUAAGGAGGCACUUCUCGUGUAUUCCUGAUUUUAGGCACAUGACAGGGCUCAAGGUUAGCAUAUCCUGCAGUUUGAAGUUUGAAUCUGACUCUUUCAAUCAGUUAUGCGGGAAUAGCUCUCCAACCAGUCGGUUAGAUGGAAUAGAUGCGCUUCCUGCUUUAUAUGCAACUGUGCUAAAAUUUUCAUCAUCAGCACCAUAUGGGUCCAUCCCACCAUAUCACAUACCUUUCCUUCUUGGUGAAGCCACCAAGAAAGAUCACAUCUCCAGCCCAGAAGUUUCACUAGACAUUGUUCCUGUGGAAAAUUAUUUUGAAGAAGAGGAAAACUAUAAAGCUCGCGUUACAGUUGAUCUAGAACCACGGGAACCUACUCCUGGUUUGGUUGAUGUUUUCAUUGAAACAAAUGUGGAAAAUGGCCAGAUAAUCCGUGGUCAGCUUCAAAGUAUCACAGUAGGUAUAGAAGACAUGUUUCACAAGGCUAUUGUCCCGUCUGACAUCUCAGAAGAUGCCAUGUCAGCAUAUUAUUCAGGAUUAUUUGAUGCUCUUUGGGAGGCAUGCGGUGCUUCCACCAACAUUGGACGUGAGACGUUCCCAUUAAAAGGAGGGAAAGGUGCUGCAGCAAUCAAUGGUACCCGAUCUGUCAAGCUUCUUGAGGUUCCUGCAGACUCUCUGAUUUGUGCCAUUGAGAAGUAUUUGACACCCUUUGUGGUUUGUGUGAUCGGAGAACAGCUUGUGAACAUGGUGAAGGAUAGGGGAAUCAUCAAAGACAUUGUAUGGAAAGCUGCUGCAUCAGAUUCUUUGGUCGAUAGCACUGCCUUAGUUACUACCGAGUUCAAUAAGGGUCCACUUCAUCUGACAUACUUCAAUGAUGAAUAUGAUAGAGAAACUCAGGUAAAUGGCUACAAAAGAAUCAUGGGUUGCUUUCUCGUGUUGAUAUUUCUUCCACCAAGGUUCCAUCUUCUUUUCCAAAUGGAAGUCUCUGAUCUAUCAACGUUGGUUCGAAUUAGGACUGAUCAUUGGCCAUGCUUAGCUUAUGUCGAUGGUUAUUUGGAGGCUUUAUUUUUGACAGAAAGGUGAUCUUACAGAGGAUGAAGUCUCAUCCAGAUGACCUCUUUUGCUGCUUCUGUAAGUUAAUUGCCAAUUGGUUCUUAUUCUUUCCCCAGAUUAUUUUAACAAAAAGGAGGGUAAUUUUUUUUAACACCCGACAAAUAAACUGUUGUGUAAAUGCCUCUGCAAGUGAGUUGCUUUUUGUUGUAUUCUUUCAAUGUAUCAAAAUUUUAAGAUACCCUUUUUGUUUUUUAUGGCCUUCCAUUUUCAUUUCUGUAGCAGAAACGUCCAAGUUUCUAGUUUGUGUAAAGCUAAUUCAUUGUAUCAGUUAUGUAUUUAUUGAUUAAUUGUUGUCAUUAUUAUUUUUA
Jatropha curcas is the source of this 4020-nucleotide messenger RNA. The record is from RefSeq and is a predicted model, not a curated record. NCBI's taxonomy places the organism in Eukaryota, Viridiplantae, Streptophyta, Magnoliopsida, Malpighiales, Euphorbiaceae.